Mugil cephalus (flathead mullet) is the source of this 2396-nucleotide messenger RNA. It is a transcript of the gene trmt1, whose product is annotated as tRNA methyltransferase 1. Bases 210 to 2180 code for a protein of 656 amino acids. The record is from RefSeq and is a predicted model, not a curated record. The transcript has 16 exons. Lineage: Eukaryota; Metazoa; Chordata; Actinopteri; Mugiliformes; Mugilidae. Gene Ontology annotation, molecular function: metal ion binding; RNA binding. Gene Ontology annotation, cellular component: nucleus. Gene Ontology annotation, biological process: tRNA N2-guanine methylation.
AAGCGGGCUUCCGUAGAGCCGCUGUAAACAUGGCCGCCUCCAUGUGCUAACGUGAGAGCAAAACCCUGGAGCUGACAGCAACAGGAGGGCAAACAGGCACCAGAGAUUAGUCCCGCGUUGCUUUUCCAAUGAAGCUACAGAUUAAGUAGAAAAGCCGAGCUCGCGUAAAGAAGCUGUCAAAGACAUAUCUUUUCAGAUGGUGUAACCUUAUGCUCGUUCGGAUAGCCCGCCUUUUCCCAAUCUUCAGUUCCCACCAUCUGCAUCCUUUCAGCGCUUCUGGUGCCCCUCAGACCUUUCUGCGGCGCCUUGGCAGUGCUGCUGCCGUUACAAGCAGGAAACCGAGAUCCAUGGACCCCGAGGUCCCCACCGCCGACCCUCAACCCCCACCCGCUGCAGACAACGUGAGCGCGGCGGCCGCCGAUGGGAACGGCGCCCAGGAGAAGACGACUUCUGCGGAGCUGCUCCCUGGAGAGACGGUGGUGAAGGAGGGGAAGGCGGCCAUCUUGUUUCCCAACGCCAAUGAGGUGUUUUACAACCCGGUCCAGGAGUUUAACAGAGAUUUAACAUGUGCUGUGAUCACAGAGUUUGCCAGAGAUCAGCUGGCUCAGCGCGGGGUGAAGGUGGUGGUGCCGGGUGAAAAAGAGCGGGUGGUUGUCUCUCUGUCGGAGGACGCCAACGAAGCGGAGGAGAAAAACGGAGCGGAGGAGCCGCCUGUAACUGCAGAAAUAGGGGAGAAGUGUGAGCUUGGCCUUCGAGUCCUGGAGGGCCUGGCAGCGUCUGGUUUGCGCUCGGUGCGUUUCGCCCUGGAAGUCCCGGGCCUGCGGAGCGUCACCGCCAACGACUUCUCCACCAAGGCGGCGGCUCUGAUCGCCAGGAACGCCCAGUACAACGGAGUCAGCCACCUGGUCCAGGCCAGCUGCAGGGACGCCAGCAUGCUGAUGUACGAGAUGCGAGGGAAGAAGGAGCGCUAUGAUGUCAUUGAUCUGGAUCCCUACGGUAGCCCCGCCUCUUUCCUGGAUGCCGCCGUGCAGGCUGUCAGUGAAGGAGGUCUGUUGUGUAUAACGUGUACAGACAUGGCCGUGUUGGCAGGAAACAACGGAGAGACCUGCUACAGCAAAUACGGCUCCGUCUCCAUCAAAGCCAAAUAUUGCCACGAGAUGGCUCUUCGUAUCAUCCUCCACAGUCUGGACCAGCGGGCCGGCGUGUACCAGCGCUACAUCCAGCCCCUGCUCUGCGUCAGCGUCGACUUUUACAUUCGGGUCUUCGUGCGCGUCUUCACGGGACAGGCAAUGGUCAAGAACUCCGCCAGUAAACAGGCUCUGGUCUACAACUGUGUCGGAUGUGGGUCUUUCCACUUGCAGAGAAUGGGCAGGAGAACCGCCAACGGAAAACAUAUGAAGUAUUCUGCUGCCACCGGACCCCCUGUUGGACCAGAGUGUGAGCACUGUGGACAGAGACAUCAGCUGGGUGGUCCCAUCUGGGCCGAGCCGAUCCACGACAUGAAGUUCGUCCAGAACGUUUUGUCUUCGGUGUCGGGAAACCCCACCAGAUUUGGGACGUCCAAACGGAUUGAGGGAAUGCUCAGCAUGGUGACUGAGGAGUUGGAAGACGUGCCUCUUUAUUACACCGUGGACAAUCUGAGCAGCACGAUACACACCAAUACUCCACCCCUGCUCCAGUUUAGGUCUGCUCUCCUUCAUGCUGGUCACCAGGUUUCCCUCUCGCACGCCUGUAAGAACGCCGUCAAGACAGACGCUCCUCCUGCGGCCAUCUGGGACAUCAUGCGAUGCUGGGAGAAGGAAAACCCAGUGAAGAGGGAGAAAUUGUCUCCGACGAGUCCCGCGUCUAAGAUCCUCUCCACCGAGCCCAGCCUCGAGGCCUGUUUCACUGUGAGGGAGGACGCCAACCCUCAGUCACGUAAACGUCACCUGACUCGUUUCCAGGAGAAUCCCCAGGCCUUCUGGGGACCCAAAGCUCGAGCCAAAGCCAGCGGCGGCAUCGCAACUAAUCUGCAAGACAAGAGGAAGAAGUUCCAGAACAAGAGGAAGCACCAGAUCACAGACUCUUCUCAGCUGAAGAACUUCCCCUGCAAGAAGUUCAAACAGGGAACGUGUAAGCAUGGAGACAAGUGCUGCUACUCCCACGACCUGGAGCACACACAAGAAGAGAAAAUGGAGUAAUUCCAUCUCACUGGGUUUUAGUUUUUAUUUUAGAGUUUCAUCCUUGGAUUAUGUUCAAAAGACGCGGCGCAGUUUUUUUUUUGUUUUGGUUGAGGAACCUAAAAACCGAAGAUAAUUGUAUAUAAAAUGGAGCUUUUUAUGCCAUCUUUGUUUUUUUUCCUUGAACUGUUGUCAGCUGGUAGAACAUACCAAUAAAGUCUUUACUUUGACUUUAAA